AUAAACUGCUCUUAAUAAAUGGGUAUGGAAAGAAUCUUCCGUGGGUGGUACGUUUCUGAUAUCUGUUUUGCAAUAUUUUAGUUUAUAACUAUGACACACUUUAGCGUGCGCGAUUCUGCCUAAAAGCUUUAUAGCUCUCUAUUUUAUAUCUAAGAAUAUGUAUACCAAAUUUGGUUCCAAUCGAUUCCGCCGUUCAGCCGGAAAUAAGAGUAUAGACACACAGACCGACAGACAGACGGGUAUGAUCGAGAUUUUGUGUAGAUGAAGCGAGUGAACCCUGUGAAUUAAUCCAACAGUUUAGAUGAAAUAGGUAUAUACUUCUCUGCGGCCAAAUGGGCAUAGAUCCCAAUAGGGCUGAAAAAAAAAAAAAAAAACUGUCUAGGUGUAAAUAAUGCGUUGUGAUAUUAGCAUUUAACGUUUUUGAAACGGAACCAACACCAAAUUUGAAGGUUGGAACAAUCUAUGUUGCGUAAAUCGAAGUAGCGUAAAAAGCGUACCGAUUAUAUAAGCACCGUAAAUUUUAUUACCAAAGGAAAAUGAGUUAAUUUUAAAAAUCGUUCGGCGAGCGUUCCCUUUGGGCCACGGUGUUCCGUAAAUCCAAUUGUAACGAUUUGAAUUUCUCAACAAGUAUAGGUAGUAUAAUAAUUAACGGCGAAGUACCCAUUCAACGUUGAAACAAUAGAAUUUUCCAAUACCUGUGCUUCCAACGAAUUAAGCGGGUAAUUUCGCUUUCUAUUAUUAAAUUUAUCCAAUAACGCACGUCGCCUCAUUAUCCGUAGUAUGUUUCGUGGCAAAAACGAUUAAUUGUUUAUUGCCUGAUACGCGGGAAUGUUAUAAAAUGCGAAAUCCGAGCAGCGCAUUCUUUCGCUUUAUUACUUUUUAAUAAUUGGAAUAAGUAGAUCAAACCACGACUCCCACAUUUCUAGUGUCUAUCGCCUGCAUGCGGUGACAGAGCAGCGACCCUGUCUUAUUGCACAACACCUUUCUCCAUACUCAACGUAUGAAAGUUCUUCUAACCGAGAGUAGGGCAUACAAACAUAUAAAUACCGGUAAUUACUUUAUCAAUCAUCUGUAACAGGCCAGUCAUUGUGGGUGUAAAAUGAGAACAGUGCUUUUGUGUGGUGUGCUUUUAGUGAAAUGGGUUACGGCGCUGCCAAUCUCGCAGCCCGUCCUCCAGAGCCCUUAUGUGAACGCGCAGCAAGUGCAAGCCAUACAGUUUGUACCUAGGCUAGCGGCGCAACCCCAAAUACAGUACGUGCAGCAGCAGCAGCAGGCACUGCAACAGUCGGAUUCUGGAGAGAUUUAUGGGGGGUUGUCGCACAGGCCGUCCUCACCACCACCUCCGCCGCCACCACCCCCAAGCCCACCGGCGCAAAUUCAACAGCUUCUAUUACCCAGUGCCGUCGAUCGACAGGUACAGCAGGCGGCCGCUUACGUAGCCGGGCCCCAUUAUGCGCAACAAGUUCAGAACGUACAACUGCAGGGUCUGGCAAAUCAGGCACAAGACAUAGCGCAAAGAAGAGCUCACCUCACCGCUUUGAGAUUGAGACAAUUCCAGCCGCAACUUGCGCAGCAGCAAACGCAAGCUAAGCUCUUGGAUAACCGACCUCAACCUCAGGAGGUUCAAGCUCAGCCACAAGCUCCGGAGGAUUAUGAUGUAAGUAAUUUCUGUACGCUGUACCAGUUUUAG
This is a messenger RNA of Photinus pyralis (common eastern firefly), 1690 nucleotides long. RefSeq names its product mediator of RNA polymerase II transcription subunit 15-like. The coding region runs from base 1100 to 1690 and encodes 196 amino acids. The record is from RefSeq and is a predicted model, not a curated record. NCBI's taxonomy places the organism in Eukaryota, Metazoa, Arthropoda, Insecta, Coleoptera, Lampyridae. The transcript has 2 exons.